CCUCUAUCGGAUGAUAUUGGCGCUGCUCUGACUGUAGACCUCAGGUGAGACACCUGGGACUGCUGCAGGUGACACUCGCUGUACACCUGAACGAACAACACAUUAGAAAUCUGUUAUGUCAAACUGGCUAAGGGACGGUCUGGUGUUGGAAGGGACAGGCAGUGGUCCGAUGUCCCCCAACCCCAGACGCCGGAGUCCCUUGCCGGGUCGUAUGGCGAGGUUACAGUCACCCAGCAGCCCCGGCCACAGGGCGCCCUCUCCUGCCCGUGACAGUAUGAGCAAAGCCAAAGAGUUGUUUGAGCUCUGCGAUAAAGAAGGAAAAGGGUUCAUCACAAAGAGAGACAUGCAGAGGUUACAGACCGAACUGCCUCUCUCUUCGGAGCAGUUGGAGUCUGUGUUCGACGGUCUGGACAGAGGGAGAAAUGGAUUCCUGACACCCCUCGAAUUUCACACAGGGUUAGGAGAGCUUUUUGGUCUUGAGCCAGAGGAGCGAACGAGGAGCGGUGAGGAAGAGAGAGUUGAGGAGGAGCGCUUUGAACCUGCAGAGAUCAAAUUCACACAAAUCCUCAUAGAGCUGGGAGCUGAUAAACUCUUCAGAGAUCAGAGGGAGUUGUGCAGUCUUUGGUGUGAGCUCCGGCGAGACAAACCUGAGCUCUUGAGCGCGCUGGAAGAGGUCCUGUCCUACACAGUGUCUCAUCUUCAGGACGCCCUCAAAGAGAGAGACAACCUAGAGCAGACACUACGCAGGAGAGAAGAAGACCAUGACCAAGUGGUUCGGUCAAUGUUUGAAGACAUGGAGAGUCAGUUAAAAGAGGAGAGAGAGAAACGACAAGCACUGGACAGUGUAAGGGAGGGAGACAUAAAAGAGCAUCUACUUCAGGAACUGAGGACAAGAGAACAGGAACUGGAGUUCACCCUCACCAAACAGAGAGAGCUGGAGAGUAGGAUCAGCGCUUUGACUAGCGAUCAGGUCGACAUUCGUAUUCAGAACCGCAAACUGCAGCACAUCAACCAGGAGCUUCAGGAGCAGCUCGAUGAGAGCCGUGAGGAGCUACAGCAGGCUCUGAAUCAACUACAGCAACUGCAGAGCAACAUCAAACACCAGGAGAAGGGCAAAGAAAGAGAAGUCCUAAAAGUUUCCCGAAACAUGCAGAAGGAGCGGGAAAGUCUCAUAAAACAGCUUGAACUGCUCAGGGAUAUGAACAAGCGUCUUCGGGAUGAUAAAGACGUCCACCAGGCUCAGAAGAUGAUAGACGAAGUGAUGAAACCUUCACAGAGGAGAGAAUCAAUACUAGGAAACUAUUUACAACCAAGAAAAUCUACAAAGAGACAUCUGACGACAAUCUCUAUGGAUGAGCUCGACGAGGACUCUGACAGCUCACUAUCAAAUUCACGUCCAAAAAGACUUUCGACAGCCGAAGAUACAGAAGAAGAAACUUACAAUACUGACAAUCAGUCCGAAAAAAUCACGGGGGUGGUGUGUGACCCACAGCGUGUGUUUAAGGUUGUGUUUUUGGGGAAUUCAGGAGUAGGAAAGAGUUCAUUCAUCCAGCAUUAUACCAGAGGUCAAUUCCCCAACAACAUGGCUUCAACUGUAGGGAUGGAUUUCCAGGUGAAGACUGUGAUGCUGGACUCAACACCUGUCGCUCUGCAGCUGUGGGACACCGCAGGACAAGAAAGAUUCCACAGCAUCACGCAGCAGUACUUUCGCAAGGCGGAUGGAAUCGUUGCCAUGUAUGAUGUCACCCAGGAGACGACUUUCACGGCUGUCCGCCAUUGGCUGGACCAAGUGCAGGAAAAGAUGGCAGAGGAGGCGUGUCUAAUGUUGCUAGGCAAUAAGACAGACCUGGCCACCCAUGAUACGAGACAGGUGACCAGACCACAGGGCAAGAAGUUGGCAGAGCAGUACCAGGCCCAGUUCUUUGAGUGCAGUGCUAAAAACAAACAGCAGGUGGAGGAGGCCAUGGUUCACCUGACAAGGUUUCUCGCCUUGCAACAAGAUAAGCAGUGCGAGUCAGCGCUUCAACUGGAAACCUCAACCAACAGAGGGCGCUGCUGCAAAUAAAACAACACAUUUAUAUGAAUCAUGUCUGACGUCACAUUAAUGAACUCUCCUGUAAAAUUAUUAAACACCAGAAGAAUCAUAGGUUUUUUAUUAAUUCAUGCUGUAGCUGGUAACCUUACACAUCCUUUUUAUAUACCAAAAAUUAUAAAGGCCACAUUAGUAUUUUA
Molecule: messenger RNA, 2232 nt
Organism: Paramisgurnus dabryanus
Lineage: Eukaryota; Metazoa; Chordata; Actinopteri; Cypriniformes; Cobitidae
Gene: cracr2b
Product: calcium release activated channel regulator 2B
Cellular component (GO): trans-Golgi network membrane
Molecular function (GO): GTP binding; GTPase activity; calcium ion binding
Source: RefSeq, a predicted model, not a curated record